CGCCCAUCCGGCAGGAAAGCGCAGGCUCGGCGCUGCCGCCCACGCUCGCUCCUGCCGUCGGUGUCUGGCUGGGGCUGCGCGUGACCGGCAUGAGCGCGUUCGCGGGCCCGUGACCGCGUCAGGGAUGGACUGCGGCUCUGUCACGAACGAGAGGCCGAAGCGCCGCCGGCGGCUUCUGCUCUCCCUGGUCGCCGGCCGCGGUGGAGGCCCCGGAGGCCGCGGCGUCCCCACGCGCCACCUCCUGCCCGGGCUCCUCGGCGGUCUGGGGGCGCUGCGUCCCCGCGCCCCGGCGGCCCGCGGCGGCGCGUCACGUGCCUCCCCGCUGCUCCUCCUCCUGCUGCUGCCCUCCCCGCGCCUGGCCGCUGCCUCCCCGCGCCGGCCGCUGGCGGACUGGGAGCGCUCGCGCGCCGGGCCCUCGGCUGCCCCGGCGGGGCGCGGCGGCGCGAGGAAGUGCCAGCCGGGCCUGGCCCCGGGCGUCACCUGUGCGGCGGGCGCGCUCCACCUGUGCCUCGGCCAGGUGGCCGCCCUCGCUUCCUCCAGGAGAGAGCUGAGCGUCUGUGCUGGGAGCCUGCAUCUGGAGAGCAAAAGGAGAGAUUUCACCUCUUCUCGGAGUAGGAAGCUCUACUUUGACACCCAUGCCUUAGUGUGUUUACUCGAAGAAAAUGGGUUUACUACUCAACAAGCAGAAAUCAUUGUCUCUGCCUUAGUCAAGAUCAUGGAGGCCAACAUGGAUAUCGUCUACAAAGAUAUGGUCACCAAGAUGCAGCAGGAGAUCACUCUUCAGGAAAUAAUGUCUCAGAUUGCCAAUGUGAAAAAAGAUAUGAUUAUUUUGGAGAAGAGUGAAUUUUCAGCCCUCAGAUCAGAAAAUGAGAAAAUAAAACUUGAACUACAUCAGUUAAAACAACAAGUAAUGGAUGAAGUGAUCAAAGUCCGAACAGAUACCAAAUUAGAUUUCAGUCUAGAAAAGAGCAGAGUAAAAGAAUUGUAUUCAUUAAACGAAAGGAAGCUGCUGGAAGUAAAAACAGAAAUGGUGUCAUUGCACGCCCAGCAAGAUCGGGCCAUCACGCAGACAGACAGGAAGAUAGAUACCGAGGUUGCUGGCCUCAAAACCAUGCUUGAGUCACACAAGCUUGAUAAUAUUAAAUAUUUAGCAGGAUCUGUAUUUACGUGCCUAACAGUAGCUCUGGGAUUUUAUCGUCUGUGGAUAUAAUAAAGUAUCUAUUUAAAGAGCAUUUUAUUGUUUUGCCUUAAAAUACCAGAUUGCUGUGCUUUUUUUCCCUCAUUUCCAAUUUUAAUGCUGAUUUUUAAUUUAAUGCAUAUUAUUUAUUGUAUGCAAAUUAUGGACAUAUAACCAAGGCAGAGAAGUGAGAAAUUUCAUAACUGCUGCUUCCAUCUUUCCUGUUUAGUUGACUUUAUAACUCUGAGUGGUGGUGGACGAAGCAAGGAAGACUCCACUCAGCUGGGCCAGUGACCUUUGGGACAUACCAGCAGUAAAUAUUUGUAUAACUCUCCACAAUUUUAAGUCUUUUGCUUUAAUCGAGGAUUGGGGGUCUCCGUUUAAAAGGCACGGGAGCUUUACUAAGUGCUGAAGAAUCAUUGUAACUGAAUCCUCUUCACCUACUGACCCAGACCCUAAUGUCAGCAGGUUGUGUUUCAAGGUUGUUAGAGGUUGUGUUAGAGGUUGUUUCAAGUCCGGUUGGUUGGUAGCCUCAUGCUACAUGGUACUUUACGCCCAAAAGAGAUUUUUUUUCUUGUAAUUUCCACUGUCUUAGUUAUCGUUCUGUUCAUUUUCUGUGUGCCUUCCAGCUAGAAAAUCUUGUUGCCUGAUGAAGCACUGUGAUUGGGAUGCAGACUCUCUCAGCCUCCUAGAGUGGUAACUGCCUCUCCCUCCCUCUCACUUGGCCCCUUCUCCUCUCCUCCCUCUUGGUGUGAGAGUUGUUACAACGCCUCAGGUGUGGCACUGCCUCCCUAGAGAACAGGCUCACCCUCGGCGUGGAAGUCCACUUCAGUCUGUGGGACAGGCUUUCUUCCUUCUGGUCUUCCAAGGGAGGCACAGGGUGUAACUUCUGUAGGAAUAUCUGGAUGUGUAGACGGUGCACGUACUUUCCAGAAAUGUCUUUAAUGAAUACGCCUUUGCCCAUUACAAGCUCAGGUCAUAGGCUUUGAAAAUUAGAUAAUUUUCAUGCCAGGUAUCCUAAUCUAGGUUGAUUUCUUUGGUGGUUAAAGACAUUCUCAUACAAACCUUACCUCUGCAUUUAAAACAAAUUCCAAGAUACAACUGGGGGUAUUUUGGAGACGCACAUUCUCAUCUUACUUGAAUGACCUGCACGUAGAGAGAAUAGCAUUUGAGAAACGAUGACACUGAAUGGCGCCUUCCUGUCUCUCUCCACGUGCACGCGUGUGCAUAUAACCUGGUCCAGUGGAGAAACCACAUAGAGACUUCGGGAUCAGACUGGUACAAGUGCCCAUCGUCAUUGUUCCAUCCACACUGGUGAAAAGUUACCCUCUGUCCUUUGGGUGUCAUUUCUAAACUUUGUAAAGUGUAAGCCAUUGCCUUGUUUGAAACAUUUGUGUAGCAUAAAGAUUCUGAGCUCCAGAUAAGUAUAAACAUCAAGUACUUUGGCAUGAGUGGUGUAAGUUUCAAAGUGAAUAAUAAUUUAAUCUUUUUUCAACUAGAUCCAAAAUUAUCUUAACUGGCUCAUAAAACAUUUUAUAGAUAUAUUCUUCCCCUUUCAGAGAAGGAGCCCCAGAAAAUACUGUACAUUUAACAACUGCGCUAAGUAUUAAAGAGUUAAAUAAAUGACAUACCAUUAAGACCACCUUUGCGAUAUAACUUUGGCUAGUAGGAUCCUGAAGGAGCUUGGAGCACAGGGAGACACUCCUCCAAAAAAAAGAAUCCCCAAGAGGAAAAAGUACUGUAUGCAAUUUUGUUUCAAAGCAAAUAAUAACUUUUACAGGUUAAAAACAGAAAGUGAAGUGACCUUAUAUCCUGACAAGAUAUUUUUUAAAUAACAUUUCAGUUGGGUGACUUUCUGUCCUCUGUCAGAAGUAUUCCAGAUGACAUUCCUACUGGUGAUGCUGGGGGCCACAUCAGUCUGUCAGUUAAUUUGGACCGCUGAUUUUGCUGCAGAGUUCUCUGCAGUACGGAACAGCCCCCCACCUUCCCUGCCUUGGGAACAGUGCACUUUCCUUUUGGUGACCUGGAUUGCAUGCGUAUACGGAGGCUGGGAGGGUUCAGGACCAUAUUCCCUUUCUUUAGUCACGUGUAUUGUAUUUGAAAAGCAUAAGAGCCAGAAAUACAAGUGUACCCUUCCUGGUGUGGACCCAGACGUCUGUGAACACGUAAGUGACUGGGACUGGACACAGUGUGAUGGCUCCUGAGCUCACCUGGCUUAGAGGAUGUAGGUCACUUUAGGAAACUCGGCAUUAGCACUCAUAAGGGGGAAGGUGCCUGGCAGAAUUCCCAGAUACCCUGCGUCUAGCACAUGGGGAAAUUAGCCAUAGCAAGGUCCUAAAAAUUACCGCUCCAGGCACAGGUGCCUAAAGCAGAAUGUCAGGUGGACAGAAUCUGUAUUUCCUGUUCACGCACAAAUCACUUAGGAGGUUCCUCCGCCCUCCUGCUUUCUCUCCCCUCCCCUACUCUUUAUCUUUUUUUAAAGAGCUUAAACUCCAACCCCACUCCUUUCCUGGACCCUUAAUAAGUGAGCCUGUUUGUGUGUACGGUUCUUUACAAGAAACCUGAUUUUUUUUUUUUUU
Messenger RNA from Delphinapterus leucas (beluga whale), 3756 nucleotides. RefSeq names its product mitochondrial calcium uniporter regulator 1 (gene MCUR1). Gene Ontology annotation, biological process: calcium import into the mitochondrion; positive regulation of mitochondrial calcium ion concentration. The record is from RefSeq and is a predicted model, not a curated record. NCBI's taxonomy places the organism in Eukaryota, Metazoa, Chordata, Mammalia, Artiodactyla, Monodontidae. Gene Ontology annotation, cellular component: mitochondrial inner membrane; mitochondrion.